AUGGCAAGCGCAGACCUGACCUGGCUGAUCUUUAGAAACAACUCUUCUACACUUCUGAAGAGGAGUAGACAGUACAUGAGUCUGGAACCCAACAACUUGAAGGGUUACAACUCUUUCCGCUACAAUGGACUGAUUCACCGCAAGACAGUUGGCAUUGAGCCAGUUAAGGAUGGCAAGGGUGUCGUCUUGGUGACUCGUAAAAGCAAGGGUCUUCGCAAACCCGAAAAUAAUCUGACUCGCGUGGAGCUAAAGAAAGGCUCACGCAGCACUAUUGCCACAAUACGCAGAACUCUGAGGUACAAAAACUACCGCAAGGAUUUGAUCAAUGCGGCCGUUAGACGCACAUGUGCUAUCAUCCAGAGCCAGAAGCCCGUAGUUAUCAAGAGCAAAGCCCGAACUGCCAAAAAGGACUAG
Candidula unifasciata is the source of this 414-nucleotide messenger RNA. The record is from the annotation of a GenBank genome assembly. Lineage: Eukaryota; Metazoa; Mollusca; Gastropoda; Stylommatophora; Geomitridae.